Molecule: messenger RNA, 612 nt
Organism: Lottia gigantea (owl limpet)
Lineage: Eukaryota; Metazoa; Mollusca; Gastropoda; Lottiidae
Exons: 1
Coding region: 1-612 (203 amino acids)
Source: RefSeq, a predicted model, not a curated record
AUGUCAUCCAUGGCUACGACUUCCUCAUAUGCUAACAUAGUUAGCAAUGUUCCGAGGUCUGUUGCCAAUAGUACUAGUACUGUCAACAAGAAAACAGACUUUGUACCUGCUACCACUUUAUUAUCUACAAAUAACAGAGUGGAUGAUGAAGGUUUUUUUACACCCAAAAAUAGCGCAAAGAAGCGGUCAUCAUCCGAAUCUGAAAAUGUUUUUAAUGCUAUUGCUAACUCUUCCUCUUUGAGUUCUCGAACCAAAAAAGUUGCUUUACAGCCACCAUCACCACCACCUAGAAAAGAAAAAAAGAAAUCAAAUAUUAAUAAUAAUAGUAAUAAUAAUAAAAAUAACAAUAAUAACAACAAUAAUAAAUUAAAGUCUGCUGCUGCUGGGGCUAACACCCCUUCAGCAAUUCCUAUUAUUACUCCUGAAGUAAAACAAGGCAAAAUAUCUUUAUGUAAAGAACCCCCUCAGGACAGGGAAUCCACUGCGACCCUGGCGGAAUCCAUGGACGCCAUUGAAAACAUCGCAGAUACCCAGCUUCUUAACGAGAUGCUGGGUAGCAUGACUCCCUGUCGAUCCACCGACGGGGAGGGUUUCGGUUCGGAGGAGGAAUGA